Messenger RNA from Capronia coronata CBS 617.96, 1650 nucleotides. RefSeq lists its product as uncharacterized. Gene Ontology annotation, cellular component: membrane; endoplasmic reticulum. The transcript has a single exon. Gene Ontology annotation, biological process: transmembrane transport. Lineage: Eukaryota; Fungi; Ascomycota; Eurotiomycetes; Chaetothyriales; Herpotrichiellaceae. The coding region runs from base 1 to 1650 and encodes 549 amino acids. The record is from RefSeq and is a predicted model, not a curated record.
AUGGCUCCCACUGGUCUUCUCAACUCCUUUCUCGCCGCCAUCCAAGCCAGUCUCAGUGUGCUGCUGGUCAUCUUCUACGGCGGCCUCGCCGCACACCUCAACCUACUCAACCAAGCCAACAGCAAGGCCAUCUCCAAGCUAUGCGUGCGCAUGUUCCUGCCCGCUCUCCUGGUCGUCAAAAUCGGCUCGGAACUGCACCCAGACUCGGCCCAACGCUACCUGAUCAUCUUCAUCUGGGCCAUCCUCUGCCACCUGGUUUCCUUUGUCCUGGGCAUCGUGGCCCACCUCUGGCUCGGCAUGCCCGACUGGACCACCGUCGCCCUCAUGUUCAACAACACCACCAGCUAUCCACUCCUGCUCAUCGCCGCCCUGGACGAAACCGGCAUUCUCAGAUCUCUGAUCGUGACCGACGAAACGACCCGAGCCGCCGUGGAGCGAGCCAAAUCCUAUUUCCUGGUCUUCGCCACCGUCUCCAGCUGUUUGACCUUCGCCGUCGGUCCUCGUCUGAUCGACUCCGAACAUCCUCCUGAACAAGAAGACGACGAAGACGAGGACGGAGAAGAAAAAGACUCGGAUGUCGAUCCCAACGAGCACAUCCACACUCAUGACACUGACCCUGACACUGACCCCGAAGACGACGGACCUUCCGAACAAACAGGUCUUCUCGAUCGUCAACGACACUCAUCCCUCACCCCAUUCGGCCAACAACACAACUCAUUCUUCCCCUCCCUUCGCAAACUCUCGACCGCAGCAGCCAAGACAGCCAACAAGCAGCAGCGACAACGUCGCCGCACGUCCAUAUUCACAUCCUCCCCGAUACAAAUCAUGCAGAACCGUCGCGCAUCAAUCGUCCCACGCAAGCAAUGGGUUCAUCUCAGUCCCCGAACCAAGUGGUGGCUCCUGUUCAUCUCGGAUUUCUUCAACGCCCCGCUCCUGGGCGCCAUCAUCGGCACCGUCAUCGGGCUGAUCACUCCGCUCCAUCGGGCAUUCUUCAACGACACCGAAGACGGCGGCGUUUUCACCGCAUGGCUGACCUCCUCGCUCGACAAUAUCGGUGGGCUUUUCGUGCCGCUGCCGGUCCUAGUUGCCGGCGUGUCGCUCUAUACUUCGAUGCGAGAAGUUCGGAGAAAUGCCAUUGCUCGGCGAAAGCUCGGUAGCGUCAGCGAGGAGGAUGAUGAGACGUCGUCACUCCAGGACGCUGACACCGUGGAAGCCGGAAAUGGACAUGGAAACAGUCAGGCAAAUGGCCCCUCCAGCACCGCAGCGGGCAAAGCAAAAGCUCAAGCAAACCAAACCUCAAAAUCGACGAAAUUGCCCUGGCUGACCGUCACGUACAUCCUGGUCAUCCGAUUCAUCAUCUGGCCUAUUGCGUCCAUCGGCCUGAUCCAUGCUCUGGCGGCCCGCACCAACAUCCUCGGAUCGGACCCUAUGCUGUGGUUCACCAUGAUGCUGAUGCCCACGGGCCCGCCGGCCAUGAAGCUGAUCACCUUGGUGCAAGUCAGUGACUCGACCGACGAGGAUGAGAUGAAUAUUGCCAAAUUACUCACGGUGAGUUUGAAACCGUCUCUUAAUGUCUUCGAACUAUCGUUGCUGCCCCCUCAACUUUUCUUUUCCCUCUCCAGUCUUCUUUGCGUCGAGCUCAUGCCAUGA